CUCCUCGUAUCAUAAUUCAACGGCGUUGUGUUCUAUUUCCUGGAAUGUUUGAUUUCAAAGGGUUAAACCAUGCAACAGAGCACCCUGAUACCGAGAUUUUAUCAGUCAUAUCCACGUGCUGAGUACACAUAAAUAACGUGUUUGUGCUCAGCUUCUAUAGAACUUGAAUAUGGCAUUUUGGGUGGCCCUGUUACCUCGUUGGUCGGUGUUUCUUCUCAUGCUUCUUUUCUUUUGUAGCACAGGAGCAAAGGUUGUCACCAUUGAUGUGCGUGCAGCCAAGGAUCUUAUCCAGACUGGUUCCAUUUAUCUUGAUGUUAGGACGGUGGAAGAGUUCUCGAAAGGUUAUGUAGAUGCAGUUAAUAUCGUUAACAUUCCAUACAUGUUGAAUACACCCAAGGGCAAGGUAAUGAAUCCAGAUUUUGUGAAAGAGGUUUCCUUGGCUUGUAACAAAGAAGAUCAUAUCAUUGUGGGUUGUCAAAUUGGGGGGAGAUCUUUCUAUGCAACUGCUGCUCUUCUGUCAGAUGGUUUUAAGAAUGUGAAGGACAUGGGAGGAGGUUAUAAGGAAUGGGUUAUAAACAAGUUCCCAGUGAAGAUACCAGCAGCCAAAGAGGAGUUAUAAUAUGAAAAAAUUGGAGCUUAAUUCUUUCUUGUAAAUGUACAACUUCUUAAAUUUCGUUAGUCUUUUUGUUGUGUGCAUACAAAGAUGGACUCAUGAUCUGAUGAUUAUCUUGGUAUUUGAAUUGAAGAAAACUAAAUUGGUUUCA
Messenger RNA from Vigna angularis (adzuki bean), 764 nucleotides. Its product is annotated as thiosulfate sulfurtransferase 18. The transcript has 5 exons. Gene Ontology annotation, molecular function: catalytic activity. The record is from RefSeq and is a predicted model, not a curated record. Bases 170 to 619 code for a protein of 149 amino acids. NCBI's taxonomy places the organism in Eukaryota, Viridiplantae, Streptophyta, Magnoliopsida, Fabales, Fabaceae.